AUGUCUGGUCGGUACGCACCUCUCGCAAAUCCACGCUCAGCGCCGGAUGCAGAGCGAGAGAUGGAGGAUGCAUUCGAUCUGGAUGACGACGAAAACGACGAGGAAACCGCACACGAAUCCACGCGGCUCACGAACGACAAUGUUGAUGCUGAAGCCUCCAGAGUGGAAUCCACUUCGAAGGUGGAGACGAGCGCUAUCCCAGGCACAUACGACUUUGAACGGGAAUACGAUUUCCCCCCACCUGGGUCACCACCUCGACCAUCUUCCCGGGCGCUUCCCAACGAUUAUGGAAAUUCGAAUGGGCUUCUACCCACUGACCCCGUAGAUAUCCCAAAACCCAAGCAGUCCAUCUUUAGAAGAGCCUUUGGAGCAAUUCUUCCUACCCACUAUCAGCCUGUGCCCACCAGCUCGUCAACGAGAAUUGGCGGAGGUAUUGAGAAUGAUGGUGUAUUUGCGAACGUUACCGCCAAACCGCAGGCUGCUCGGGUGGUUCGGACAGACGAUGGUGAUAUUCACCUGGUCCCUGAGGAUAAUCAGAAGGAGAGCCCGCCUUCAUACCUAGAAGCUCAGCAGGAUACCGUGCCGCCGUACUGGGAAACCACAGUCCAUGCACCUGCGGGAUUGGACGGUACAGGCGACAUGAUCAUAGAUGAUCUCCCAACAGGCUCCUUCCUCGUUUUCUGCCUCAACAUCUUUAUUUCCUUUUUCUUCCAAUUCAUAGGUUUCCUUCUAACAUAUCUUCUACACACAUCACAUGCUGCCAAAUUCGGCUCUCGAGCAGGAUUGGGGCUCACUCUCAUUCAGUAUGGAUUCUACUCGCGGACGAUGAACUUCAAUGAGGACAGCAACCGAACAGACCCGAGUGCAGGCGAUGGAUGGGACAGCCCCCCUGCAGCUCCCGUUCCUUCCGACUCAGUAUCUGAUACCAGCUCUACCGUUCAGCCAGAGGUUCUGUCUGCCACCUCCAAAGACUGGUUGUCUUUCCUCUUCAUGACCCUUGGAUGGUUCCUUUUACUGUCCUCCAUUAUAGGUUACUGGAGAGUCAAACGAUGGGAGAAGUCCAUCAGAGCCCCAGUUACUCCACCAAGUGCUGAGCAGGUCGAACACGAUGCCGCUGUCCGCCGCGGGUUGGAAAAUAUCUUUGGAAUCAGCAUCGGUGGCCCACCAGGCCAGCAGCAGCACCAGCCGACCAUCAUUCACGGGGAUGAAUUUGGUAACACUAUCGUUAUUCCCUCGCAAAGUGCCCUGGAAGACGCUAGGCUACAAAGAAAUCUCAGGGCAGCUGGUAUCCUAUAG
Molecule: messenger RNA, 1296 nt
Organism: Psilocybe cubensis
Lineage: Eukaryota; Fungi; Basidiomycota; Agaricomycetes; Agaricales; Agrocybaceae
Exons: 3
Coding region: 1-1296 (431 amino acids)
Biological process (GO): vacuolar transport; metal ion transport; positive regulation of protein ubiquitination
Cellular component (GO): endoplasmic reticulum; Golgi apparatus; perinuclear region of cytoplasm
Source: RefSeq, a predicted model, not a curated record